CGUCGCAGUUCCCAUCCAUGACACGCCACGCCCUGUCUGCUUCUUCGCUUCUACUCCAGCCCAGUCCGCUAUUAAGUGCAGCGUGUAGUGCUGUGGCGCACAGCUUCUAGUCCAGAAAGAGAGAGAGAGAGUCUACAGAGCCCUCCCGAUGGCCACCGACGAUGGGCUCUGGUCAUCGCUCCUCCCGCCGCCGCCGCAGCGCCCACAACGAAUCACCAGCGCCGCGGCGGCCUGGAUCGCGCUCUCCGUCGCGGCAGCGCUCGCGCUCCUCCUCCUCCUCCUCCUGGUCGCCGGCUUCGGCCUCCCCAGCGCCAGCCGCAGCACGAGCCGCCGCGGGCACCCCGGCUCCUCGCCGCCGGACCCCGUGGAGCUCACCCUCUUGGCCGCCGCUCACGACAAGGGCGCCGUUUGCCUGGACGGGAGCCCGCCGGGGUACCACCUGCAGCCGGGCUCCGGCGCCGGAUCGCGCAGCUGGCUCAUCCAUCUCGAGGGGGGAGGCUGGUGCGACACCGUGCGCAGCUGCGCCGGCCGCACCCUGACCGACUUCGGUUCAUCCAAGUUCAUGCAGAGACAGAUCAACUUCACCGGGAUUCUUAGCAACGAUCCGGUACUGAACCCCGAUUUCUACAGCUGGAACAGAGUGUUUGUUCGAUACUGCGACGGGGCAUCGUUCGCUGGGGAUUCCCAACACGAGGAUGGAAACGGCACGCUCUUCUUCAGAGGCCGGCGCAUCUGGGAGGCGGUCCUUGACGAGCUCAUGCAGAAAGGGCUCGCCCAUUCCAAACAGGCCUUGCUGACGGGAUGCUCUGCUGGUGGUCUGGCUACGCUGCUGCACUGCAACAAUUUCCGUGCGCGGUUUCCUCAGGAGGUUUCGGUGAAGUGCCUCCCGGAUGCCGGAUUCUUCCUUGACGCAAAGGAUUUGUCAGGGCAGCGGCACAUGCGGUCUGUGUACAAUGGAGUCGUUCACCUUCAGAAUGUUACUAAAGUUCUGCCCAAGGACUGCCUCCUAGCGAACAAGGAUCCGACAGAGUGUUUCUUUCCUGCGGAGAUUAUCAAGAGCAUCAGCACGCCCACGUUUAUCGUAAACUCUGCUUACGACACUUGGCAGGUACAGAAUGUUGUUGCGACAGACAGCUCCUCUCCUGAUGAGUCAUGGCGCCGCUGCAGAGCUGACAUUCGCAGCUGCAACUCCUCACAGAUACAAGUGCUCAAUGAAUUCAGGAAGGAAAUGGUGGAUGGCCUCACGGCUGUCGAGGACAACACCAACUGCAGCUGGUUCAUCGAUUCAUGCUUCACCCACUGCCAGGCAUGGUUCGAUAACUCACCAUGGAACCAUCCAGUCUCCCCAAGGCUAGGAAACAAGACACUGGUGGAGGCUGUUGGGGACUGGUACUUUGGUAGGAGCCAAAACCAGGUGGUGAGAGAGAUUGGCUGCGAGUAUCCUUGCAACCCCACAUGCAACAGCGACAAGUUUCCAACUUAAUUUAUGAUGGAGCUGUGUGCUGCGGCAGUGGCGUAGCGAAUUUAACUUAUGGUAUUCAUUGUAAAGUUAAAAAAAAGAGUAAAUUUCCCCGGUGCUGUUUAAACUUAUCUCGAGUUCUAAUCUCACUUAAAUAUUUAGUAGAUGAGAGCCCGGGGCAAGUUUAUGAA
Molecule: messenger RNA, 1650 nt
Organism: Setaria italica (foxtail millet)
Lineage: Eukaryota; Viridiplantae; Streptophyta; Magnoliopsida; Poales; Poaceae
Product: pectin acetylesterase 5
Exons: 10
Coding region: 149-1483 (444 amino acids)
Molecular function (GO): hydrolase activity
Source: RefSeq, a predicted model, not a curated record